AUGUCGACUACUUUUGUGUUGAAUCCUGCUAUUUUGCAAGUUAAUGUCUUGCUGGAAAAGGUGUGCUCAGGACUCUCAAGCCCCAAUACAAUUUCCUUGCAGAAUAGCGCCAAUGAAAACGCUAGUGUCGAAAGUCAUGAUUUCGAUGCUACGAGUCUGGGAUCCUCCGAGUCUUCAGGUCUCUGCGCAUCAACAAGCCCAAGUCUGACCUUUCAGACUUCUCCAUCUACAUCUUUUGAUACAAUCGGUGGAAAUCAUGUCUUCCAAAGAAAGCAAACUCAACGAGGCCAGUUCUCUAAUGUGCUGGAAUUCUUACAAGAAGAUUACUUGCGAUUCUUGGAGCCAUGCCCCGUUGGGCCGCCUUCUUACGAAACUCUUCCACCAGGAGGCUGUCCAAGAUUUCCAAUUAUGGAUAUCAAUCUAGGGAGUGAAUCUCUUCCAUCAUAUUCACCUUCUGCGUACAAGCUCGGUGUUGUCUACCGAAAGCUUGAGUGGCUCUCGCCGUACGAGCCAUCUCCCGUUAGAUCUUGGAAAAUGUUUGUUAUUGAGUUGAAUUCCACUCAGCUUAAUUUCUACAGUAUUCCAAGUCGAUUAGAGAGCACUCUACUUGCUUUUGAAAACAAUCAAUCAGAUGAGCCAAACGCAGGACAAGUCAAUAUGGAUUCGAUCCAAAAAUCAUUCAAAUCACUUGUAACCUCUCAAAAGGAUUUAAAGUUUCAGCAACUUUGCGAUGAUCUUGACUUUUUGAAGAAUAAGGAUGCUGAUGAUACUGAUGAUGAUGGUUACACCUCGUCAGCUAGUCUUCUAAGUAGCAAGACUACUAGGGGAGAUAAGAAUAGACGGUUGCUGAGAUCAUAUUCCUUGCAGCAUGCACGUAUCGGAUUAGCAAGUGAUUACACGAAGAAAUCGAACGUGUUGAGAUUAAGAUUGGAAAAUGAGCAAUUCUUGUUGAACUUUUCGUGUGCCCAAGAUGUUAUAGAUUGGAAUAUGGGGUUAUGCGUUGGUCGUGAUGUUGCGAUGGAUCUUGUUCAACGUGAAGUUCCAAGAUACAGAACAGUCCCUAGACGCAGACGAACACAAGUCACGGGAUCAACUAUCUUUUACCACGAAGCAGUAGCAAGAAGGAACAGGGCUCAUUCGGAUACCCUGUUCGAAGUUAACUCCGGGCUCAGAAGUAAAUUUUCCAAGCUCAGAACUAAGUUGAGCUCCCUGAGCCUCACCCACUUGAAGGGAAUUAACAGCCAAGGCCAAAAAUCAGUACAACAACAACAGAUGAAGCAAGUGAGGCAGUUCAGACAAGCUGUCAGAGCUUCGAUGCCUGAAACUUUUGCACCAGUUGGAAGCAUGUCAUCUAUGUCUUUACAGCGGGAACUGAAUAGACAAGGACCUGGAUUGCCAGCUACUGGGGCAUCAUUUUCUAUUGCUGGGGCUGAAGAGGAUGAAGAUGUGCAAUACAAUACACUUGCUCCCCAUCUUAGUCAAACAGAGAAUUCCUACGAAGAAGGAGACGAAGACGUUCAUAAUUUAAGCGAUCUUCACAGGUCAGAUGAUGAAGAGGACUUUGAUGUGGAUGCCGAUGAAUUUGCUGAAUUAGCGUACAAUGGUCGUUCUCGAAGAACAACAAGCAUAAACGGGGGACAAAUAGGUAGGGGUGAUCAUAAAUGGAAUCCUUUGCAUAAGCCAGAGAGCAACAGAAGAUUCAUCAGGAAUUGUCUCAAAUGCAUCAAGCCAUUGACAUUUGAUGAACCGUGGGUGAACAAAUUGCUUAUGAAACCAUGUCUUAUAACAUCUUUGAGUCAAGUUUACCUUAAGAGCCAAUAUAAUGGACUCAUGACUGAAGAUUUCAGCACAACAUCAUUAGCUAGUAUGACAGGCGGUUCUGCUUCUGACUUGUCAAGUCUCAGAGAAUACAGUUCACAUCUGAGAAAGCCCCCAUCUCUCAAAGAAAGUUUUCUCAAUCCUGAUGUGCUGCUCACUAAGGUUUCGAAUCAUAACUUGAGAGAGUUUGUGGUGGGUUGUCAUUCUUUGAUUCCUACAGAAUUAUAA
This is a messenger RNA of Sungouiella intermedia, 2046 nucleotides long. The record is from the annotation of a GenBank genome assembly. NCBI's taxonomy places the organism in Eukaryota, Fungi, Ascomycota, Pichiomycetes, Serinales, Metschnikowiaceae.